AUGACCAAUAAAGAUCUGGAUGUGUUUCAAAUAGGCAGCGUCACAAGUCACACAAACUUGGAGGAUCAUGAGGUGAACCUUCAAGCGUUACAAUCUCACCCUAUAUCAAUUGGAGAAGUGGGUACAACUUUAACCAAUGCCCAAAAGGAUUUCGUUUUACACAGAUUGCAUUUUGAUGCAUUAGAUACAUUUGAGGAUUUGCCGCCACAAGCAACAUUUGUGUUUGAGAAAAUUGAGGAAAUGUCGAUUGAAGAAGCGGUCAAGAUCUUGAAAGAAGCAGUGAGGGAGCAUAUCGAUGACGUCAAUAUUCUUGGGUCUGAUAUAGAAUUGUGGAAGAAAUUAAUCAACUAUGAGGAACCAAAGCAACUGUACAAGGAUAAUUUGAAGCAUAUGUUUGGAUUGAAAUUAAAGACGGCUUCGGUGGAAUCAACAAAUGAGAUUAAACCACAAGAGGAGUUUCAAGAAAAAGAGCAAAAAGUGUUACCACCAGUCCCAGAAAAACAAACUCUUGCCAAUGAAAGGGAACCCAGAGGAGUUUCGCCAGUAGUAGGACAAUCUAGUGUCUUGAGCGACACUGAAGAACACAAACUCGAUUACCACGAUGUUGUUGACUGGGAAUUACAAGUCAGGUUAGAAGCUGUCAUUAUUGCUUAUUGGUCCCCGUAUGCACAAGUGCGAGCUGUCACUGAUCCAUUCGAUGAUCCUACAGUCCCGGCAGAAACUUUGCGAGUAUACAUCAUUUCAUUGAUUUGGAUUGGUCUUGGUGCGGUCAUUAAUCAAUUCUUUAGUGAAAGAUUCCCCGGUAUUGGUCUCAAUAUGUCUGUUGUACAAGUGUUCUUGUACCCCAGUGGUAAACUUUUGGAAUGGAUCUUGCCCAAAUGGAAAUGCAAAGUAUUUGGUUUUACAAUCGACUUGAAUCCAGGUCCAUACACUUUUAAAGAGCAGAUGUUAGCCACCAUCACAUGUGGUGUGUCAUCGGGAACCUCGUAUGCUUCGGUGAACAUCUUGAUGCAAAAAUCAGACAAGUUUUACGGUAACGAAUGGGCUAAUUUUGGGUAUCAAGUUUUAUUGACAAUGGCUACGCAAUACAUGGGAUUCUCACUUUGUGGAAUCCUCAGAUCAUUUGCAGUUUAUCCAGUUAAAGCAGUAUGGCCACCGAUUUUACCAAACAUAAAGUUGAACAAGAUCUUGACUUCACCGGAAAAGAAAUCAAUCAUCAAUGGAUGGUCAAUAUCGGGGUACAAAUUGUUUUUCAUCACUUGUGCUACUUCGUUUGUCUAUUUCUGGGUCCCCAAUUAUUUAUUUGCUGCUCUUUCCACUUUCAAUUGGUUAACUUGGAUCAAACCCGAUAACUUCAGCCUUGCCCUUGCUACUGGAUCGUUUGGUGGACUUGGUGUCAAUCCGAUCCCCACUUUUGAUUUCAACAUCAUUGGAGCUGAUAGUUUCUAUAUCCCAUUCUACACUAACUUCAUCGGGUAUCUUGGCUCCAUUGUUUCCAUGUUUAUCAUCAUUGCAAUCUAUUAUAGCAAUUCAGCUUGGACUGGGUAUUUGCCCCUCAAUUCAAAUAGUUUGUUUACAAAUACUGGGGAAGAAUAUGAUGUGCUGUCAAUUCUCAAUGACAACGGGUUAUUUGACCAAAAAAAAUACGAAGAGGUUGGCCCACCAUUCUACUCAGCCGCUAGUUUGCUAUGCUAUGGGGCAUUUUUUGCCUUGUAUCCAUUUCAGCUUGUUUACGAAUUCGGCACGCAGUGGAGACCAAUGUAUGAAGCAACGAAAUCAGUGAUUAAUGGAUUCAAAAAGAUCAAGAGGUCGGUGUAUCGAGAAUUAACAGAUCCACAUUCGGUGAUGAUGAGAGCGUACCCGGAAGUUCCAGAUUUAUGGUAUGUUGGUAUUUUGAUUAUUUCCUUAGUGUUGGCAAUCGUGUGUGUUGAAGUGUAUCCAACCGAAACACCAGUAUGGGGUAUAUUUUUCGCUUUGGGUAUCAAUUUUGUCUUUUUAAUCCCAUUGACAUCGCUUGCUUCAAGAACUGGUUACCUGUUUGAAUUGAAUGUGUUGGUAGAAUUGAUUAUUGGUUACGCAAUCCCCGGUAAUGGGAUCGCCUUGGCUUUGAUCAAGACUUUAGGUUACAAUAUUGGUGGUCAAGCAAACAAUUUUGUCAAUGACUUAAAACAAGGACAUUAUGCAAAGAUCCCCCCUCGUGCCAUGUUUAGAAGUCAAUUAUUGUCCGUGCUCGUUACAAUGUUUAUCCAAUUGGGUAUUAUAAAUUACCAAAUCACUGGCAUCAAAGAUUAUUGUGACUUGAACAAUAAACAGAAAUUCUAUUGCUAUGGUACCAGAGAUUUUUACAAUUCAUCAAUUCUAUGGGGUGUAAUUGGACCAAGAAAAGUUUUCAGUGGGUUAUAUCCAGUCUUGCCUUAUUGCUUCUUGAUUGGACUUGGGGCCGGUUUAUUGUGUGUUGCUUACAAGAAACUUGUUCCAAUAAGGUACUCAUUAUACUUUGAACCAACUAUUUUUUUGGGGGCAUUUCAAAAUUGGGCACCAAGCAAUCUAUCGUACUAUACUGGUGGUCUAUACCUUGGAUAUGCAAUGAUGCAUUAUGUCAGAAGGAAGUACGAAGCUUGGUGGCAAAAAUACAACUAUCUACUAGGCUCAGGAAUUGAUGCUGGUAUCGCUUUUUCAUCGAUUAUAAUCUAUUUUGCUGUGCAAUAUCACGAAAAGAAUAUAGAUUGGUGGGGCAACACGGUACCAUAUGAUGGCUUGGAUUAUCAAUUGAGGGAUACUGUUUCUAGGUUGGAUAUCGCUGAUGCUCCCGAUGGAUAUAUAGGUCCGAGAAUAGGACACUUUCCUUGA
Messenger RNA from Lodderomyces parapsilosis, 2850 nucleotides. RefSeq lists its product as uncharacterized. Lineage: Eukaryota; Fungi; Ascomycota; Pichiomycetes; Serinales; Debaryomycetaceae. The record is from RefSeq and is a predicted model, not a curated record. The transcript has a single exon. The coding region runs from base 1 to 2850 and encodes 949 amino acids. Gene Ontology annotation, molecular function: oligopeptide transmembrane transporter activity. Gene Ontology annotation, biological process: transmembrane transport.